This is a messenger RNA of Neoarthrinium moseri, 1707 nucleotides long. RefSeq lists its product as uncharacterized. Gene Ontology annotation, biological process: protein folding. Gene Ontology annotation, molecular function: calcium ion binding. The transcript is spliced from 4 exons. Lineage: Eukaryota; Fungi; Ascomycota; Sordariomycetes; Amphisphaeriales; Apiosporaceae. The record is from RefSeq and is a predicted model, not a curated record. Bases 1 to 1707 code for a protein of 568 amino acids. Gene Ontology annotation, cellular component: endoplasmic reticulum; endoplasmic reticulum membrane.
AUGAAGUUCACCCAGGCUACCAUUGUCUGGGCUGCGGCCGCUCUGGCUCGCGGUGCCUUUGCCGCCGACGAUGCCGAGAGCUCGUCUUCUGCCGCCGAGGCCUCGACCUCGGUCGCCGCUGCGCUGCCUACCUUCACCCCCACUACCCUGAAGGCGCCCUUCCUCGAGCAGUUCACCGACGACUGGGAGUCUCGAUGGAAGCCUUCCCACGCCAAGAAGGAGUCCAGCAACGAGGAGGAGUGGGCUUACGUCGGCGAGUGGUCCGUCGAGGAACCCACCGUCUACAAGGGAAUGGAGGGUGAUAAGGGUCUUGUUGUCAAGAACCCCGCCGCCCACCACGCCAUCUCGGCCAAGUUCCCCAAGAAGAUUGACAACAAGGGCAAGACCCUCGUCGUCCAGUACGAGGUCAAGCUUCAGAACGGUCUUGAGUGCGGUGGUGCCUACCUCAAGCUUCUCCGUGACACCAAGUCCCUCCACCAGGACGAGUUCGCCAACACCACUCCCUACGUCAUCAUGUUCGGACCCGAUAAGUGCGGCCACACCAACAAGGUCCACUUCAUUUUCAACCACAAGAACCCCAAGUCUGGCGAGUACGAGGAGAAGCACCUCUCGAGCCCCCCUACCGCUCGCAUUGUUAAGACCACCGAGCUCUACACCCUGAUUGUCCACCCCAACAACACCUACGUCAUCAAGCAGAACAACGAGCAGGUCAAGACCGGCAGCCUGCUCGAGGACUUCAGCCCCGCUGUCAACCCCGAGAAGGAGAUUGACGACCCCAAAGACUCCAAGCCUGCUGACUGGGUUGACGAGUCCCGCAUUCCCGACCCCGAGGCCAAGAAGCCCGAGGACUGGGAUGAGGAUGCCCCCUACGAGAUUGUCGACGAGGAGGCCACCAAGCCCGAGGACUGGCUCGAGGACGAGCCCCUCACCAUCCCCGACCCCGAGGCCCAGAAGCCCGAGGAUUGGGAUGACGAGGAGGAUGGUGACUGGAUCCCUCCCACCGUCCCCAACCCCAAGUGCGCUGAUGCCUCUGGCUGCGGCGCCUGGACCAAGCCCAUGAAGAAGAACCCCGACUACAAGGGCAAGUGGACCGCACCUUACAUUGACAACCCCGCCUACAAGGGAGUUUGGGCUCCCCGCAAGAUCAAGAACCCCAACUACUUCGAGGACAAGACCCCUGCCAACUUUGAACCCAUGGGUGCUAUUGGUUUCGAGAUCUGGACCAUGCAGAACAACAUCCUCUUCGACAACAUCUACAUCGGUCACUCUGUUGAGGAAGCCGACAAGCUCGCCCAGGAGACCUUCCACGAGAAGCACCCCCAGGAGCAGCUUCUCGAGCUGGCCGACAAGCCUAAGGUUGAGGACAAGCCCAAGUCGCCCUCUGACCUUAGCUUCACCGAGGACCCCGUCACUUAUGUCAAGGAGAAGGUCGACCUCUUCUUGACCAUUGCCAAGUCCAACCCUAUCGAGGCCAUCAAGUUCGUUCCCGAGGUUCCCACCGCCAUUGGUGGUCUCAUCGUCACCCUUGCUGCCCUCGUCGGUGUCUUCGCCAUGGGCGGAUCCGCCCCUGCGCCCGUCAAGAAGGCUGCUGGCGAUGCCAAGGAGAAGGCCAAGGACGCCAAGGACAAGGCCGCUGAGGCUGUCGCAACUGGUGCUGAGAACGUCAAGGCUGAGGUGAACAAGCGCACUACCCGAAGCCAGUCGUAG